This is a messenger RNA of Phacochoerus africanus (Common warthog), 1267 nucleotides long. It is a transcript of the gene MED18, whose product is annotated as mediator complex subunit 18. Gene Ontology annotation, molecular function: transcription coregulator activity. The coding region runs from base 268 to 894 and encodes 208 amino acids. The transcript has 3 exons. Gene Ontology annotation, biological process: termination of RNA polymerase II transcription; regulation of transcription by RNA polymerase II. Lineage: Eukaryota; Metazoa; Chordata; Mammalia; Artiodactyla; Suidae. Gene Ontology annotation, cellular component: mediator complex; core mediator complex. The record is from RefSeq and is a predicted model, not a curated record.
GUGAUGUCAAGAUUUGCGCGACGGAAACUUUUUGCCGGAAGUGGAGGAGAGAAAGUGUUGCACUCCACCGAGGGGUGGGGGUCUUCAAGUUCAGUGCUGGGGGCUAAUUAUCGCUAAAAAGCUCCGAGGUGCUCUGGUGGCUUCAGUUCCCUGCUUUGCCAGAAAAGGCUAGAACACGCGCGGAGGUGUGUUUUUGGUGUGUGUCCUGUGCUUUAUUUGACUGGGACUCUGAAUCCGGUUCUGUUGCUUUCAACUUAAACAGAUAGCAUGGAGGCACCUCCAGUCACUAUGAUGCCUGUCACCGGGGGCACCAUUAACAUGAUGGAGUACCUGCUGCAGGGAAGCGUUUUAGAUCACAGCUUGGAAAGCCUCAUCCACCGCCUUCGUGGUUUGUGUGACAACAUGGAACCUGAGACUUUCCUUGACCAUGAGAUGGUAUUCCUCCUUAAGGGCCAGCAAGCCAGUCCAUUUGUUCUAAGGGCCCGGCGCUCUAUGGAUAGGACAGGGGCGCCCUGGCACCUGCGUUACCUGGGACAACCAGAAAUGGGAGACAAGAACCGCCACGCCCUGGUGCGAAACUGCGUGGACAUUGCCACAUCUGAGAACCUCACUGACUUCCUGAUGGAAAUGGGCUUCCGCAUGGACCAUGAGUUUGUUGCCAAGGGACACUUGUUCCGUAAGGGCAUCAUGAAGAUCGUUGUGUACAAGAUCUUCCGCAUCCUGGUGCCAGGGAACACAGACAGCACCGAGGCCUUGUCCCUCUCCUAUCUUGUGGAACUAAGUGUUGUUGCACCAGCUGGGCAGGACAUGGUCUCUGACGACAUGAGGAACUUUGCAGAGCAGCUGAAACCUCUGGUUCACCUAGAGAAAAUAGACCCAAAGAGGCUCAUGUGACUCAUGAAUCUGUCCACCCCUGGGGCUUGUCUUCAGCUGUUACAUAAAAGAAGGUGUUAUAAUUGCCCCCUCUCAACACUUCUAGCCAGGCAUCCUUCCCUCGGGAAGGAGGACAGUGAGAACUUGGUUCUUUGCACUGUUUUCCUUAUAUGGGGGGUUCACUUUCGUGACAGCUUUCCUAAGUCAAAGGCUAAGGAUCCCAUGGAGAAUCUAUACAAUCCCUCUGCAUAAAUGGGGAUAUAAUCCUUCUGCAUAAAAGGAGCUUCCGGGAAGAAAAAUAUCUUAAUUGUUUUGCCAUUUGUGUAAAAGGCAAUAGAAAUAGAGUGUGAAAUAGAGGGUGAGUUUGUGUGGUAAUAAAGGCUGUAGAGAGAAA